UUGUCCAGUAUUUAAAUUCAAGACGUUUAGUUACCGAGACGAAUAGAAGUUUAUUAUUGCCAAAACUUACUCUGCACAAUGGUUUAUAUUAAUCCGAUAAAUGUGCUUACUUUAUUAUCCAUAGCUUUUAAUUCUGUGGAUAAAAAAGUGACGCCUGUUAACAGUGCUGAGUUAGAGUUAAAAGACAUUUUAUAUGACAUAAUCGUGCAACGUAUGGAAGAUCCAACAUUCAACAUAGAACAAGAAACAUAUUUAGACAUUGAAGAAGAGUUUGCAAACGGUGAAGAUCCUGAUGUAAAUUUCCAGUGGCUGAAAGAAAUGGAAAUGGACCUAACGGAAACGGACUUUACUGAUGAAGAGGAACAAGAUCAACAAUUAGAAAAAUGUACGCUCUCCGAAGCACCAACCAGUUAUGAAUACAGAAAAAAUGCUGUGGAAUACUGGAAGAGUGGUAAAAUUGGAAUCAGAUAUUUGCAGACAUUUCUGCUCUUCUUGGGGAUGGCCUUUGGAUACUGUCUUCGAGUGAGCAUAUCGGAAGCUAUCGUUCCAAUGUCGGAGGUCUAUAACUGGGAUCAAACAAAGACGUCUCUAAUUAAAAGUUCCUUCUUUUGGGGUUAUACGGUAAUACAAAUACCGAGUGGAUAUAUAGCAUCAGUUUGGAGUGGUCAGAAACUGCUUAGCAUUGGAAUCCUAGUUUGUGGCAUUUUAAACGGUUUAAUACCUACUGCUGCUGCUUAUGGGGAUUACGUUGCAGUCUGCGCUUGUAGAGUAGGUAUGGGUCUUUGUCAAGGUUGCCUUUUACCUUGCACUCAUACCCUCCUUUCAAAGUGGGCACCGCCAUCUGAACGAUCAAGACUUGGAGCAUUUGCUUAUGCUGGAGCCCAAUUCGGCACCGUAAUUUCCUUUCCAAUUUCCGGCGUAUUAGCAGCUUCAUCGCUUGCCUGGCCAUCCAUAUUCUUUGUAUUUGGUGGUAUAGCCUUAAUUUGGAGCAUCUUUUUCUUUAUUUUUGGUUCUGACAGUCCUGCUCAAGAUUUACGAAUAUCAGAGGAGGAAAGAGAAUACAUAGAAAAUAGUAUAAGAAGUGACGAGGGAAAGAAAAUGUUACAGGACACAGGGAAAAAGAAAACACCAUGGAAAGCUAUUUUCACUUCGGUACCGAUGUGGGCUCUCAUAAUUGUACAUUGUGGACAAAAUUGGGGAUACUGGACUCUAGUUAAUGAAUUACCGAAUUACAUGGACAAGGUGUUGAAAUUCAAUUAUGAACAGGUAACGAAUUUAUUAUUAUACAGUAAUGCCUUGAAAAUUGACCGUGAUUGUGCCUUGAAAAUUGACCGUGAUUGUGCCUUGAAAGUUAACCGUCGCUAUUACUACCAAUGGUUAAUAACGUGAUAAGCAGAUCAAGCCCAUCCAUCCAGUGUUGUCAAUCCAUCCUUUCACUUUUAUCAAUGAGAGGAAUAUUGUGCCCGCAGGGCAACUACUUAUUGGUACCUGUGAAUACACGUGGUUUGCACUGUUACGUGCUGCGCGCGCGCGUGUAUUUGGAACGUUACGAGGUGUAAGUGUAACAUGUAUGUAUUGUAUGAGUGUAAAAGUGUGUAAUGUGGUAGUGUGGUAGUCGAGUAAUGUGACUGCCGGUGUCAUGUAGGCAGAUCGUUUUAUCAAACAUGCCUCUUUUAAGAAAUAAACCUUUAACAUCUGGAAAGGAAACUCUCAGGUAAACAGGCCGCUUGCUCUUGAAAUAAACAGAAGGCCCAGGGAUAACAAAACCAAAUGUUUUGGGAAAGCAGUAGGUCCACCGUAAUUACACAACAACUGCAACCACUCCAAACUGUCACAGAAACAGAUGGGCCCAGCCCGAUCAUCUAAAUAGUAAUCAGAUCGCCCCUUUCUAAUUAGUAUAUAAACCUGUUCGUACCAACAUUCUGGGGCAGUACCGAAGUUCAUCUAGUGUUGAGCACAUCGUGUGCGAUCGUGAACUGGUUGCUGUUUAGUGAGAUCGGGUUGAAGUCCCCUUCGAGCAAAGUUAACCUUAUAGAAUCUUAUUUAACCUUAUAAAAUGAGUACCGUCUGUGUUUUUAUUUGGCAUUCUUAACAACCACACACGACACCCCGCAUUGCCAGUACGUCAAAACCGAGCACCCAGCGGAAAGAGGUAAUAUACAAUAUACACACCUAUAACGCGACAAGAACAACUGUAAUAGCCUGAUAUGUAAAAUAUGUACAUUACUGUGUCAAACCCACAUUAGCAUUCUUCUUCAAACCCAGUGAAACUAGUGACAGUUCCCACAACAAUACAAUCUAACCGUUCGGAUUGUAUUGACAAUAAUAAAAUAUAAGUUACGCGACCUCUCAUCCGAAAGCCUCACGCGCUGCCUAGCGAUCGGCUACGUAACACCGGUAAACGUAACGCGCGUAUGACACCUUAAAGCCAGAAAAUUUACCCUAACAAUUUCUAUUGCUAUUGGGUCUAAAAAUAUUGUGGGUUCGGAGGUACGCUAGUCCCAUACGGGUCCUUUUAUCAGAUCGCUAAUAUUACAGAAAUAAUAAAGGAGGCUAAUACAAAGGUUAUGUUAAAAAAAAUGAAAAUUGGUUAGAAUAAAUGAAAAAUAGUAUAUUAUAAAGAUAAUAAAUGAAAUGUGGUAUACAAUAAUAAAUUUUGAACAAAAUAUGAAUACAAAUUUAGUUUGUGUACAAUAAUGAUUGAGACACAAUUAAUGGUUACAGAAGAAAACGAUUAUUGGAAAGAUGAAAUUUAGAAAUUUCCAGUUAGGGCAAUCCUACAGUCAAAUACUGACUACUGGAAAUUCCUUGCCAAAAUAUUCAUAAAAAUAUAACUGGAAGAGUAAAGGAAAAUAACUCGCCAAAAAUAUAUGUAUUGUGACCCGUUAUAACGUGGGUGCACUCUAUACAAACUCACAAUACAAAUCGUUGGGCGCCAGCCACUCACUGUGGCGAUUGAAGUCAAAAGGGAACAAAGGGAAAAUCGGGGACUAUACAGGGGAUGGAUUUCGCGGCUCUUCCGGGAUGGCCG
Osmia lignaria (orchard mason bee) is the source of this 3031-nucleotide messenger RNA. The record is from RefSeq and is a predicted model, not a curated record. NCBI's taxonomy places the organism in Eukaryota, Metazoa, Arthropoda, Insecta, Hymenoptera, Megachilidae.